AAAUGUUCACCUCAGAUAAGGUAUGAAUAUUGAUUCUACAUUAUAAAUUAAUAUAUCAAUGAAAUUCCCAGAAUAUUAUACAAAGAUAACGUUAUCACUGUGGGAAGUAACGUUGAGCGGUCCCGGAAAUCCCUCUAUUUACAAACACACUUAGCUAGCGCUGCUGUACUUCAAACCAACAGAGAGCUAAUAAACGCACGAAAGAGGGAUUACCUGAAGACGUAAAGACAUUUAAACCAGAUUUACCUGUUAAAUUAGAGAAAGCCAGUGAAGUGGGUCAGACAUGGUCGCGACCACAACAAGUGACAACCGUCGUUGCCCUGAAACUGAUGCUAAACAGCCUCAGAGCACCGCAACCACGGAAUACUGCGCGAAGUUGCAGCAGUGGAUGUGGCAGUAUUACUGGGGAAAUGCCGGCUGGCAGAGCUGGAUGGCUCUGUCAGCUUUCCCUUUUCCUCCUCCUUGUGGUUUCCCUCCGCCGGGGACAAGCGCUCAGACACCGGGUUCACCUGACUCCACCUCCGGGGCUGGGCAGCACGUUUUCGACUCACGGAACUGGUACAGCCAACCGUAUCCUUUCAGUUUCCCUGCACCCUUCCCUCAUCCGGGGGGCGCCCAGACGCACCAGAGCACUCCAGCUACUGAUGCCCGGACAGCCCAGCAUCAGAAUGGGAAUCCACCUCAGCCAGGACGGGAGUACACCAUCCCCUCUCCUCUCCAGAGGUUCCUUGCCGAGACAGUGGACUUCGUCAUCUUGUUUUGUGUGAAGGCCACCAUCGUGCUGUGGAUCAUGCAUCUGAGUGGGAUGAAGGACAUUGCCAAAUUCAUAACCCACUUCAUCGUGGAGGAGAUCGAUGAGAACACGUCCAUGGAGGACCUGCAGAAGAUGAUGGCUGUGGCUCUGGUCUACAGGGUGCUAGUAUGUGUGUAUGAGACCAUCUGUAUCUGGGGUGCUGGUGGCGCCACACCAGGGAAAUUCCUGCUUGGCUUGCGGGUGGUGACAUGUGACACGUCCACUUUGGUCCGACCCAACCGUGUCCUUGUGGUCCCGGCAUCGAACGUCUCCCUCUCCGCCUCUGCUGUGCGGGCACUGAAUAAGAACUUCUCCAUCGCCUUCCUUUUUCCCGUCUUCAUCACUCUGCUCUUCUUCCAGCACAACAGGACUGUGUAUGACAUUGUGGCAGGGACCAUUGUUGUCCAACGCAGAGGGGGCAGAUAGCCUCUUCUCCAGAAGCAGACUCUCUUAUACUUUGCAGGGGGAAUGACGAAGCGUGGCAGGCUUAUGGGUGCUGAUUGUCCAAAAAAAAAUUCAACUCGAAUCAGUCACAAAUGAAAAAGCUUUGAAAACAGCAAUGAGUUGGCCCAUUUCUUCACAGAAUCAAACUUGGGCUUGAAUUGCACUUUAAAAUGGGAUGCAUACAGUACAGAUUUAGGCUGGGUAUGGUGGAAUUAAAAGACCUUACAUCUUUGAGUGUAAGGUAUUUGUUUUAAACCACUGAACCAACAGGAAACCCUCUUAAGUAUUGUGAUUUUUGAUAAUCGCAAAGUAUGUUAAGCUGAAAAUGGUGCUGUCCGAUAUUACCAGGAGACUUAAUAUGUAUGCUAUGUUAUAUUGUUUUUGUAAAGCUUAAAUCCCCUAUGUGUAGGAUUUAAAAAUAUAUAAUUUUGCCCACUCGUAGUCAUGGUAAGAAAAAUGACACUGUCCCACACAGCAAUACACCAGCAAGGCACUUUGACAGAGUCUGGUUAAUUUUUCUACAAACAGAAUCUAAUGCCAUCAAAAGCACAUAACAAAUCUACACAUAUGGGCUUUAAAGUAGGGUUUUAAAUGAUUAGGACCUAUACUGGUGAAUCAAAUGUUUGGUUUACUAAUGCUUUUUGUGUUACAUUGUGAUUUUUCAGAAGCACUCAGACUAAAGAAAAUUCAUGCCAGGCUUAUUCAUAUCUAUUCUUUGUGCCUAUGGAUAUUUUGAUUAAGAAGUAUUGUUUCGAUAUAUCUCUCUGCCAUGGUGAACUGUAAUAAUAUGAGGUACGAACACAGGAAAUUGUGUUUAUGAAUUUUCUGCUCAUAUUUUUUUGUCUUUUGACUUGUAAUUCUUGUGACUCAGGGCAACUGUUUAGCAUAAAAAAACUGACUCAAAUGUAUCAUUUAAUGCCACUGCUCAUGUCAGAUUUUCACUUUUAAGCACAAUGAAAAGCUCUUGUCUUCUUGUUCUUCUUCAUGUUGAUUUAAAAGUCAAGUUAAGAGUUUACUAAAAAACUACUAUUGAUUAGAUUCUUUUUUUUUAAUAUAAUGCUACUCAAUACCUUGGUCUUUAACUCUGAGUUCUUACAUAUAACCUCAUCAACACAGACGGUGUCAAACAGCAGAGUUGAAAACACAAAAGCAUAGCCAAGGUUAUCAGGAAAGUUGACAAAAGAGUACUGAUAGUAAUAGUUAACUAUUUCAGUAGCAGCUCUGAAAUCAUUUCAUCUCAUCAUUUCAAGACAACUCAUGGGUUGUCCACUAGAUUAGUAUUUAUCAUAAGCAGAUGAAUGUUGGAUGCUGUUGUAUACUAGUACAUGAAUUCAUGCAAAAUGUUGAAGCUGUCAUGAUUCCUAAUGUCCAUGUCCAAAUUUGAAAUAAAAACAAUUUUGACAAAACAAGAUUAUGCUCAUAGAUCCCCUAAUUAGAUUUAAGUCCUUUCUUUUUCCCCCCACAUA
Messenger RNA from Thunnus maccoyii (southern bluefin tuna), 2703 nucleotides. RefSeq names its product family with sequence similarity 8 member A1a (gene fam8a1a). The record is from RefSeq and is a predicted model, not a curated record. Bases 284 to 1219 code for a protein of 311 amino acids. Lineage: Eukaryota; Metazoa; Chordata; Actinopteri; Scombriformes; Scombridae. The transcript is spliced from 5 exons.